This is a messenger RNA of Protopolystoma xenopodis, 258 nucleotides long. The record is from the annotation of a GenBank genome assembly. Lineage: Eukaryota; Metazoa; Platyhelminthes; Monogenea; Polystomatidea; Polystomatidae.
AUGUGCCCUUUUGUGGCAAACCGACUGUGGCCUCAUCACACCUGCUAUUUAUCCCGACCCCCCUCCCUUUCGAUGGGCUUAUCCCACUCGGGCCUCCAAUCCGGAUUCUAUCAUUGUCUCGUAGAUCCGUUGCUCAUCUUUCUAGUUGACCGAUUUCACUCGGGUGACCUGCUUAGUGAAGCGGUGGUGUGUGCGCUUCUAGGGCCUGGAGAAAUAGCGCCAGUGAGUGAAAUGCACACAGGGGCUGGACCCGAGUGA